AUUGUUAGCAUGGAACCAAGAAACCACACAGCUGUUUCAGAAUUCCUUCUCCUGGGACUGACAGAGGACCCAGCACUGCGGCCCCUCAUCUUCAGCCUGUUCCUGGCCAUGUACCUGGUCACCAUCCUGGGGAACCUGCUCAUCAUCCUGACUGUGAACUCUGAUCUUCACCUCCACAGCCCCAUGUACUUCCUUCUGUCCAACCUGUCCUUUACUGAUAUCUGCUUGAGCACAAGCACCAUCCCCAAGAUGCUGGUGAACAUCCAAGCACAGAAUCCGAGCAUCUCCUACACAGGCUGCCUCUCCCAGGUCUUCUUUGUCUUGGGUUUUCUUGUCUUAGAGAAUUGUCUCCUCACAGCAAUGGCCUAUGACCGCUAUGUGGCCAUUUGUCACCCCCUGAUGUACACCAUCAUCAUGAAUCCUUCUCUCUGUGUGAUGCUGGUUCUGAUCUCUCUCUUCAUCAGCACUGUGGAUGCCCUGCUGCACACACUGAUGGUGCUGCGUCUAUCCUUCUGCACAGACCUGGAGAUCCCCCACUUCUUCUGUGAACUUGCUCAGGUCAUCAAGCCUGCCUGUUCUGACACCCUCAUCAAUAACAUUUUGGUUUAUUUUUUCUCUAUUAUUUUGGCUGGUAGUUCUCUGUUUGGAAUCAUUUUCUCAUAUGCUCAAAUUGUCUCUUCUCUGUUGAGAAUGCCUUCAGCUGGCAGAAAAUAUAAAGCCUUUUCCACCUGUGGCUCUCAUCUCUUAGUGGUCUCCUUGUUCUAUGGCACAGGUUUUGGCGUGUAUUUUAGCUCUGCAGUGACUGAGUCAUCCAGGAAUACUGCUGUGGCUUCCAUGAUGUACACUGUGGUCCCUCAAAUGCUGAACCCCUUUAUCUACAGCCUGAGAAACAGGGAUAUGAGGGAAACUUUGAGGAAAAAAUUAAGUAGACUAACAUUCUUCAGGUGA
This is a messenger RNA of Marmota flaviventris (yellow-bellied marmot), 948 nucleotides long. Its product is annotated as olfactory receptor 7G2-like. Gene Ontology annotation, cellular component: membrane. Gene Ontology annotation, biological process: G protein-coupled receptor signaling pathway. The record is from RefSeq and is a predicted model, not a curated record. Gene Ontology annotation, molecular function: olfactory receptor activity; G protein-coupled receptor activity. Lineage: Eukaryota; Metazoa; Chordata; Mammalia; Rodentia; Sciuridae.